This is a messenger RNA of Monodelphis domestica (gray short-tailed opossum), 1262 nucleotides long. The record is from RefSeq and is a predicted model, not a curated record. NCBI's taxonomy places the organism in Eukaryota, Metazoa, Chordata, Mammalia, Didelphimorphia, Didelphidae.
AUGGCUCGAGGUUAUCAGCUGAUCACCUACUGGAGUGCCCUGGAUCAGGAUGAUGGAGGCAAUCAGCCUGAGAUUAGAGACAGGGGCCAAAAGGAGAGGAAGCCUUCUGAGGGACAGAAAUUAUCAGCUGGAAGCUCAGGGUCUAGGUCUCACUGUUGGGGCAAAAUCAUAUGUUCCAUCAUUGCUGGGGGAUUGCAUUACCUAUACCUGGCUGCCUUCUCCUGGAUGUUCCUGGAAGGGAUGCACCUUUUCCUUACUGUCAGGAACCUCAAAGUUGCCAACUACACCAGUACAAGCCGAUUCAAGAAGAAAUUCAUGUACCCUUUUGGCUACGGAAUCCCAGCUGUGAUUGUGGCUGUGUCAGCAGGGAUUGGCCCCCAGGGCUAUGGGACAGAUGCCUAUUGCUGGUUGAAUCUACACAAAGGAUUUAUCUGGAGUUUCAUGGGACCGGUGUUUGUCAUCACCUUUGUGAGUCAAAAAACACAAAAGCCUUGUAUUUUCUUUUUGCUUUAAUCAGAAUGAGCUGAAAAUCAAAACAAAGUAUGAGGCAGUGGAAAUAUCACUGGAUUUAGUAUCACAAGACUGAGUUUCAAAUAGACUCUGCCGUUUACUUCCCAGGUGACACUGGGUAUUUUAAUUAAUCAUUAUAUAUGUAUAAAUACUUACCAUAUGCUUGGCAGUGUGUUAGGGGCUAGACAUACAAAGGCAAAAAGCACAGCCCCUGCCUGCUGUCAAGGGGUUUACAUUUUAAUAGGAUUGAUGUCAUGCAAUCAAAUCUGUACAUACAAGAAAUAUACAGGCUAAAUGGGAGGUCAUCUCAAGGAGAAGUCACCUUGCCCUUGGUAUACAUGGAGGAGACGGGGGGAAGUGGAAAAGAACUCUUUAAGAAGACGGGAUUUGAGCUGAAUCCAAUGAUCCUCAAAGAAUGAUCCAUAGAAAGAUGGCAUUUUUUCUUCUUUGAGGUCAAAGCAUUUUCAAAAUAAUAAAAAUGUUAUUUACCUAUUAAAAACUCAUCCCCUUUCCAAUUAAAUAUUGCUGAGGCAGGAUUUUCUUCAUAGAGUUUAACAUGUGUGUGUCACAACAGAUUGAAUGCAAAAGCAGGUAUGCAAAUCCAGAUGAUGUCUAUUAAGGCAGACAUUAAAUCAUUAGAGAUUUGAAAAUUUUAAAGGUAAAGCAAUGGCACUCACUUAAUUUUUAUUUUAGAAAACAAAUUUUAAAAAAUAAAAACAUGCUAUUUAUGUUAAUAUAGUGGGUUUAUUAUU